Messenger RNA from Cylicostephanus goldi, 945 nucleotides. Lineage: Eukaryota; Metazoa; Nematoda; Chromadorea; Rhabditida; Strongylidae. The record is from the annotation of a GenBank genome assembly.
GCACCUACAGGUGAUACUCGCUUGACAAGAAAACGAAGAAAAAACGAUAACGAGGAGUUAGUAUCACUCGAUGACUCUGUGCGAGGAGAUCACCAUAGAAAGGCACCUCCUGAGAAAAAUAUCGAAAGAAUAGUAUUUGGGUGCUACGAAAUCCAGUGUUGGUAUUAUUCCCCUUAUCGGCUGAAGAAGAAAACCGUAAAACGGUUGUAUGUUUGCGAAAAUUGCCUUCUUUACACUGAUGACGUGGAAAUGUACAGAUGUCAUUUGGCAAAAGACUGUGAACGAGCGAAUCCGCCUGGCGAAUUGAUCUACGAAGAAGGCGAUAUCCAAAUAUAUGAAUUCUAUUGCCAACGGCUUUGUCUUCUUGCCAAACUGUUUAUCGAUCAUAAAACGUUAUGUUUCGACGUGGAAAAUUUCAUCUUUUAUCUGCUUUGCGAGACUGAUAAGGAUGGAGCCCACAUAGCAGCAAUGUUUUCGAAAGAAAUGCACUCUUCCAACAACCUGGCAUGUAUCAUGACACUGCCUUGUUACCAGAGAAAAGGUUACGGAAAUCUCUUGAUUCAACUCAGUUACGAGAUGUCAAAGAGGGCCAAGUACCCUGGAACUCCAGAACGGCCUUUCUCCGAUCUUGGUGAAAUCUCCUACAGAAAAUAUUGGCUUUUUGUCUUACUGGAAUUCUUUGACUCAGCAGUCAUGCGAAAGGUAGAAGACGUCACUGUAGACGAUCUUGAAGCGUUGGUUGGCAUUAAUAAAGACGAUAUCAAAGACACCAUGGAGCCCAUUGGACUGCUUUCUCAUCUCAAAGGAGGUACAUACAUUGUUCACAACCCAAAAUUGGACCAAGAAAAUGGUGUGGAAAGACCUAAUCCACCUCUCAGACGUCUUGAUCCAAGAUACCUCAACUGGAUCGCGAAAAGUUUUGACAGGCCAAAGCGGCGCAAUUGA